UGUCGCUGAAAUAUAAGUAAAGGGCCAGACUCUCCUCUGGCACAUUUUUCCUUCACUUCUUCAGACACCUGGAACCAGGAAGAGACGGCACUUGUGUCCCCCACAGAUAAGAACUGCGAUGUCUCUAAAGGACGAUAUAGCGGUGGUGACAGGAGCCGCUGGAUUUCUGGGGACGCAACUUGUCCGAAUGCUGCUGGAGGAAGAAAGCUUGGCGGAGAUACGACUGCUGGACAGACGCAUUCCAGCCCAGCUUUUGGAGUCUCUGACAGAAUGUAGCAGAGGCACCAAAGUUCGGGUUUUUGAAGGAGACAUCAGGGACGGGGAUUUCCUGAGAAAGGUCUUUCGAGGAGCUUCCACUGUCUUCCACAUCGCUUCCAUCAUAGAUGUGAGUGGAGCUGUGGAGUACAAGGAGCUGUACGGAGUCAACGUCACAGGUACACAGAUGCUUCUAGAUGUUUGUGUAGAAGAGAACGUGGUAUCCUUCAUCUACACAAGCACCCUGGAGGUGAUGGGGCCCAACUCUCAGGGUGAAGCCAUCAUCAACGGCAACGAGGACAUGGUCUACCACUGCAUCCUGAAGUUCCCCUACAGUCAGACCAAGAAGGAGGCGGAGCAGCGAACUCUCCAGGCCAAUGGCGACCUCCUCCAGAACGGAGGCCGGCUGGCCACCUGCGCCCUCAGACCCAUGUACAUAUACGGCGCGGGGUGUCGCUUCCUGCUGGGCCACAUGUGCGACGGCAUCAAGAACAAUGACGUCCUGUACCGUCUGUCCGAGCCGAGGGCCAAGGUCAACCCGGUCUAUGUGGGGAAUGUGGCCUGGGCCCACAUCCAAACUUCCCGCUGCCUCAAAGACCCACACAAACGGAGCGAGGUCGGGGGAAAGUUUUACUUCAUCUCAGACGACACGCCGCACGUGAGUUACUCAGAUUUCAACCACGUGUUGAUGUCCCCGCUGGGGUUCCACAUUCAGGACAGACACUUCCUGCCACUGCCGCUCCUCUAUGUGCUGUGCUUUGUGAUGGAGCUCCUCUGCUUUGUGCUGCGUCCUUUCGUACGAGUCGUGCCGCCACUGAACCGACAGCUGCUCACCAUGUUGAACACGCCCUUCAGCUUCUCCUAUCAGAAGGCCCAGAGGGACCUGGGCUACGCGCCCAAGUUCACCUGGCAGGAGGCACGACAACGCACCGUCGAGUGGCUGGCCGGGCAGCUGCCUCAGGAGCGAGAGCGAAUCAGAAAAUGACUUUCUUUGAAUGAUCCGAGUAAAUAAAUAAUGAAAAAUUAGUCAUUAAAUUACAUUAGUCAUGAAAAUGUGGGAAUAGAAAAUGCGAUGAUUUUCACUUUAUUUUAUUUUUUCCAGUGUGUGGAGGGUCUGUGGGGCGUUUCGGGGCAGGGCGACCUGAUUUUGUGCUAUGAAUCACACUCACAUUUUUGUCUCAUAUUUGUGUUUGAAAUGUUUGUCUCACCUGGUAAAAUCAGGUAAAAAUAAACUGAACUGCUUUAAGUCUCAA
Synchiropus splendidus (mandarinfish) is the source of this 1508-nucleotide messenger RNA. It is a transcript of the gene hsd3b1, whose product is annotated as hydroxy-delta-5-steroid dehydrogenase, 3 beta- and steroid delta-isomerase 1. Gene Ontology annotation, molecular function: 3-beta-hydroxy-Delta5-steroid dehydrogenase (NAD+) activity. Gene Ontology annotation, biological process: steroid biosynthetic process. The coding region runs from base 119 to 1240 and encodes 373 amino acids. The transcript has 3 exons. The record is from RefSeq and is a predicted model, not a curated record. Lineage: Eukaryota; Metazoa; Chordata; Actinopteri; Syngnathiformes; Callionymidae.